This is a messenger RNA of Morone saxatilis (striped sea-bass), 834 nucleotides long. RefSeq names its product parvalbumin 8 (gene pvalb8). The coding region runs from base 222 to 551 and encodes 109 amino acids. Gene Ontology annotation, molecular function: calcium ion binding. The transcript is spliced from 6 exons. The record is from RefSeq and is a predicted model, not a curated record. Lineage: Eukaryota; Metazoa; Chordata; Actinopteri; Moronidae. Gene Ontology annotation, cellular component: cytoplasm; nucleus.
GGAGGGAGUGGCGGAUGGAGAGAAGAAUGCGCUUUUUAACUUAAUUUGCUAUUUACAAGGGCGUUACAGAUGUCCACGGUGCGGUCUUUGUGUCCCCGGGCGUUAUAAAUAGUAAAGGUUAAUUAGUUAGCUGAGAAAUUGGAUCAGGGGCGGGCAGUUAGAAUUUGAUCCAUAGACAGGAUCACCGACCCGCCGAGAACACCCCCCUAACACGGAAUAAAAUGUCGUUCUCAUCUAUCCUCUCCGCUGAUGCCAUCGACAGCGCUAUCAAGGACUGCCAAGCCCCAGACUCCUUCUGCCCCAAGAAGUUCUUCCAGGUGUGUGGCCUCACCAAGAAGAGCCCCCAGGAUGUGAAGAAGGUUUUUGGGAUCCUGGACAACGAUGGCAAUGGUUUCAUUGAGGAGGAAGAGCUCAAGUUUUUCCUCCAGAGGUUUUCCCCUGGGGCUCGCGCUCUGACAGACAAGGAGAUCAAGGACUUCCUGUGUGCUGCUGAUGACGACAGCGAUGGCCGGAUUGGAGCAGAUGAGUUCCAGGCCAUGGUCAUGUCCUAAACAACUGGACCUCAUCUCUCCAACUCAAUGAGACCCCGCCUCCAACCUCCUCCCUCUAUUCCACUGCUAUAAGGGCUCUCUUAGAUUUAGUCGUUUUCCAUCUGGUUAGAUAAAUUCUUUUGAUUCUUUUUAUUUUGCAAGAUUCGCUCUGGUCCACAGACAUACACAUUUUCAUCAUGUUUUUAGUUUUUUUUUUCAUAUGUUUUACAGAGAUCAUAAAGCGGUAUUUCACAAAUAAAUGUACAAUUUACCAAAUUACUGAGAAAAUAAAAUAAUAAAAUCC